Messenger RNA from Sipha flava (yellow sugarcane aphid), 2445 nucleotides. RefSeq lists its product as uncharacterized. The record is from RefSeq and is a predicted model, not a curated record. NCBI's taxonomy places the organism in Eukaryota, Metazoa, Arthropoda, Insecta, Hemiptera, Aphididae. The transcript is spliced from 3 exons. The coding region runs from base 1 to 2445 and encodes 814 amino acids.
AUGCUUAUAUUCUUACUGAGACUUGGCUUUCGGAUGACAUCUCUAAUUCUGAAUUAUAUUUUGAUGGGAGGUUCAUUAAUUGCUGUCAAGAAAGAGCUAAGACCAACCUUAAUUACGACUUCAUUCGACACUUGUGAGCAAGUUUUUGUUCUCCUCACUCUAGCCGGUGGUCUCUCAGUAUUUUUAGCUGGAGUAUAUUUACCUCCUGGUACAAAUUUGUUUGUGUAUGAGAGUCAUGCUGAGGCCUUAGACCAGGUAUGGAGAUCUUAUAAUUUUGAUCUUGGUUUAGUAUGUGGUGACUACAAUUUGCCCAAUGUUGAGUGGUCCAUCUGUGGUUCGGAUCUUGUCUAUACAGGUAAUAUAACUGAUAAGGUCCGUCUUGUAGGCGAUCAGUUUAGUUUCCUUCACUUCGUCCAGAAGAACCAAAUUCCCAAUAACUCUGGAUCUCUUCUUGACCUAAUUUUCUCUAGUUAUGAAUCCACCAUAGUCCAGCAGGCCACAGAUUUAUUAGUUCCAUGUGACAUUUACCACCCAGCACUGUCUAUUUCCUGUCCCGUUCCUUCAGCCCUUCCUAUGCUUGACGCUCAACACACAUAUUAUGAUUUCAAAAAUGCUAACUAUGAGAGGAUUAUUCAUAGACUUGAGAUCACUGAUUGGUGCAACGCCUUAGAUACAAAAUCCGCUGACCUUUCUGUUGAUUUUUUACAGAAAACACUGCUCGAUUGUAUUCGUGAAUGCGUUCCAUUACGAAAUUUUCGGAACUCUACUUUUCCUAUAUGGGUCUCAAGUAAGCUUAAGAAACUUCUCGCUAUGAAAAAACAAUCGCAUAAACAAUAUAAAAUGUUAGGUGGUCUUAAUCGUUAUUCAAUCUUCUCUCAACUACGCGCCCAAUGUAAAUUUGAAUCGAGGUGUCUCUAUAGUCACUAUUUGCGUAACAUACAGAAUCGUCUAUGUGUAGAUCCUAAAUCAUUUUGGAAAUUUGUUCGUAGUAAACGUGGUGUCUCUACAAUACCAGAUGAGGUUCAUCUUGGGAAGUCUAAGGCCUCCAGUGACCAAGUUGCUUCUUUGUUUGCUUCUCAUUUCUCAUCUGUUUAUAGUGACUCACGAUUUACCUGCAAUGAUUUAUCCGAUGAGAAAGGUGUUUUCCCCUCUUUGUGGAAAAUAAAUCGUGUUACGCCAAUUUUCAAAUCUGGGAAUCCGGCUGAUGUCGCUAACUAUAGACCCAUCUCCGGCCUUCCUCUCCUGGUUAAACUGUUUGAGUCUAUAGUACUGAAACGAAUCGAACGUUGUUUCUUAACCACCUUAUCAAUUGACCAACAUGGGUUCUUUCCAGGUCGCUCGACUGCGACUAGUCAUGUAGUUUUUGCUUCUUACCUUCAUGCGGCGUUUGAAUUAGGUAAUCAAGUUGAUGUGAUAUAUACUGACUUUUCUAAAACGUUCGACUCCAUAGACCACAAUGCACUUCUUUAUAUCCUCGACAGACUUGGUGUUGGUGAGCCACUUUUAUCAUGGUUUAGAUCUUACCUUAGUGACCGUCAACAAUUUGUCAACCUCUUCGGGAAGACAUCUGAUCUCUUCUGUGCAUCGUCCGGUGUUCCACAAGGUAGCCAUUUAGGUCCCUUAUUAUUUAAUAUUUUCAUUAAUACUAUGUGCUCAGUUGUUUCCCCUUGUCGUCUCCUACUUUUUGCUGAUGAUUCUAAAAUUUUUCACACGAUUACCUCAAAUAAUGAUUGCCUCACUCUCCAGAACACCCUUGAUAAAUUCACCAAUUGGUGUAGUACGUUUAAUUUAUCUCUUAAUAUCUCUAAAUGUAAAGUCAUGACUUACUAUCGCUCUAAGGCAGUGAUAUCUUUUGACUAUAGACUUGAUGGUAUAUCUAUUCAACGUGUUAGCCAGGUCCAUGAUUUAGGCAUUUUAUUUGUACCUUCUCUUAAUUUUAGCCCUCAUAUUGAUUAUAUGACCAGCAAAGCCUUUCGUGCUUUGGGAUUCAUAAGGCGUCACUCUACUAAUUUUAGUUCUGCCGACUGCUUUCUAGCUCUUUAUAAUGCUUUAGUCCGUUCGGUCAUUGAAUAUGGGUCUAUUGUUUGGUCACCAUAUACCACAGUUGACUUUUCUCGGAUUGAUCGUGUACAAAACAGUUUUAUGCGUUUCACCGGUUAUUGCCUCAACAUUCCUCAUCCGCCACAUGAUUAUGGGCCAGUAAGCCAAGUUCUGAGACUAAUUCCCCUUUCUGUAAGGCGUGAUAAUUUUGAUAUCACUUUUAUUCAGCGUCUGAUCGAAGGUCAAGUUGAUGCCCCAAGACUACUUGGAGAACUUAGCUUUCGUAUUCCUAGUAACACUAGGCUUCAGUGUAAUUUUUAUAUACCCACCAAUAAAUCGAACUUCUCCAGGAAUGCCCCACUUAUAAGGAUGAUGCAUAAUGCAAAUAAUCAUAUAGACUACUAA